Messenger RNA from Telopea speciosissima, 1245 nucleotides. Its product is annotated as G-type lectin S-receptor-like serine/threonine-protein kinase LECRK3. NCBI's taxonomy places the organism in Eukaryota, Viridiplantae, Streptophyta, Magnoliopsida, Proteales, Proteaceae. Gene Ontology annotation, biological process: recognition of pollen. The record is from RefSeq and is a predicted model, not a curated record. The transcript has a single exon. Bases 1 to 1245 code for a protein of 414 amino acids.
AUGGCGUCUGCUUCAUUUGUGUUUCUACUCCUCCUCUUUGCACUGGUUUAUAUUUCUGCAGUAGUAGCAGAUCAGUCAUCCAACAUUAGCUUAGGUUCAUCGCUUUCUCCUUCCUCCACCAACUCAUCAUGGCUUUCACCUUCCGGUCAAUUUGCUUUUGGGUUUUACCCACAAGGAAAUAGCUUUGCCAUUGGAAUAUGGUUUGACCAAAUACCCGAACAUACAGUCGUAUGGACAUCAAACCGAGACGAUCGACCUUCCUCUAGAGAUGCAACCUUGCUCCUUACCACUGAUGGUAAAUUGGUCCUGCAACGCACACCACAAGACCAACCAAAAUCAAUUGCAGACGAUUCACAGUUUGCCUCUUCGGCUUUCAUGCUUGACACCGGCAAUUUCGUUCUAUACAAUUCAAACGGAAAGAUCUUUUGGCAAAGUUUUGAUUUCCCAACCGACACCCUUCUGCCAGGUCAACGUCUACAUGCACAACAUGAGCUGUUCUCUAGUCUAUCAGAAAUCUACCGCUCCACUGGAAUAUUUAAGCUCAACAUGCAAAGUGACGGCAACCUUGUUCAAUACCCAAAUGAAAAUCCACAAACAAUCCCAAAAGCAUAUUUCGCAACAGGUACGAAUGGUCAAGGUGACAAUGUGACAUUAAAUCUCGAUAAUGAUGGUCACCUGUAUUUGGUUAAUAGUAAGGGUACCACUAUCUAUAAUCUAUUCACCGGUGGAAAUUCCGUCAACGGGACGGUUUUUUACCGCAUGACGAUCGAUGUCGGUGGUAUCUUCAGAGUCUAUUCCAUUAUUGUGAAUCAGAAGAGUUAUUACUGGUCGAUCAAAUGGGAAUCAUCCACCGAUAAAUGUAAACCCAAGGGCAUUUGCGGUUUGAACGCUUAUUGUACUCUCAUGAAUCAGACGGCCAUAUGUGACCGUAUUCCUGGUUUCAGCUUCAAAGAAGAGAGUCGCCAUAUUUUGGGUUGCGAGCGAAAGUUAAAUGCUGGGUAUCGUGGAAACGCAAUAAUGUCCAAGUUGGAGAAUACGGAAUGGGAAGAAAAUCCAUAUUACGCAAUGUUAUCAUCCACGACUGAAAGAGAAUGCAACGAGGCUUGCUUGGCAGACAAGUACUGUGAAGCUACAUCGUUCUCCGACCAGCAGUGCAGAAAACUGAGUUUCCCGUUGAGAUAUGGCAAAAAAUUACAAAAUACCGAUACAGCCGCCUCUACAAUUUUUGUUAAAGUUAUCAGCUAG